Molecule: messenger RNA, 7529 nt
Organism: Oryzias melastigma (Indian medaka)
Lineage: Eukaryota; Metazoa; Chordata; Actinopteri; Beloniformes; Adrianichthyidae
Product: protein phosphatase 1 regulatory subunit 29
Cellular component (GO): plasma membrane
Molecular function (GO): protein binding
Source: RefSeq, a predicted model, not a curated record
AUUACCUCUUCUUCUGAGAUCUGCUUGGUCUUCUGGAGGGGAAGACUUGUCUGGGCAAACACCUUUUUCCACUGACUGUGUGGAAACACUCAAGACCAGUUGGACCAUUAAGCCCGCAGCUCUUCAAACACUUUAUGAUUCUUAAAUCUUGUGGGAACACUUCUAGAUUUUAAAUUGCAGUUAUAUAACUAAAGAAACUCAUCAACAUAAAAAAAGUUCUGCUGCCACAAAGGAGGACCCUCAAGUGGACGGGAGAUCGCUCUUCUGUUCCUUCAUUGGACCCCCAUCAGAAAACUACAGUAAAGGUGCUCUUUGGGUAGGACUGUGGUGGUCUGCUGCGGCGUUACCAAACCCAGGUGCAUGUCUGUACACAGAUCCACUGCAUCUUUUUCAGAGAGGGAAGAGCCACCGUCAUGGGCCAUGAGUUGCUGCUGGGUAACAGUCUUCAAAACCCCUUGGCAUGGAACACCUAAAAUGGGGAGAAGACUGGCUGCAGAGCUGCAAGCUGAGCUCUAAUCAUUAAGAGGAACCCCUUCUUCUAUUCCCACUCACAUUUGGCCUGCUUGCCCUUCAAUUGCAGCUCCUCCAGUCUGAAUUUGAACUGCCGCUUUCUCCGCUCACCUCCUUUUUUUAUUUCCCUUUUUCUACUGAGGUGAUAUCAAACCCUCCUAAUCCAAAUCAUGGCCAGUCGACUCUGUUUGUCCUUCCUCUCCCCCUCCCUGUUUCUUUCUCUCCUAUUUCCUGCACUGUUACUCCUUCACCUGCCUGGUACAGUGAAAGGGGACUGCUGGCUGAUAGAGGGGGAUAAAGGUUACGUUUGGCUGGCUAUCUGUAGUCAGAACCAGCCUCCGUAUGAGACCAUCCCUCAGCACAUCAACAGCACGGUUCAUGACCUGAGACUGAAUGAAAACAAGCUAAAGGCAGUCCUUUUUACCUCCAUGUACCGCUUCACUAACUUAACUGACCUCAAUCUAACCAAGAAUGACAUUAGUUACAUUGAGGAUGGAGCCUUUGCUGGACAAGCCAAUCUGCAGGUUCUUCAGCUAGGCUACAACAAGCUGACCAACCUGACAGAAGGCAUGUUGAGAGGUUUGGGUCGGAUGCAGUGCCUCUUCUUACAACACAACCUCAUUGAGGUCAUUGCCACCAAUGCCUUCUGGGAGUGCCCUAACCUCAGUAGCCUAGACUUAUCUUCUAACAAGCUGGCCCGUCUUGACCCAUCCACCUUUACUGUCCUUAGCAGGCUCAUGGUCUGUGAAUUGGGAGGCAAUCCGUUCCACUGUGGCUGUGAUCUCUACAGUUUUCUUACUUGGCUGGAAGAAUUUAACAAUGUCACCCAUACCUAUGAUCGUCUCCAGUGUGAAUCUCCUCCAGAAAUGAAUGGCUACCCCCUCCUGAGCCCAGUGCCUGGGCAUGGCAGAAAUGCUCGUUACAUUCUUUUAUCUGUCUGCCGUGAUGGGGUGAUUAUUCCAGGGAUGACUUCCCAAAUGCCAGACCAAGAUGGCUCAGGCUUGGGCUUUGAUAACUCAGACCAAGGUUUGUACCACCAACCAACCUUAUCAUCCACUGCUGACCCCAGCUAUAAAAAUCAAAUUUCUUUGGAGCUUGAUACAGUCACACUCUUUACUGCAUCUCUGAAAGUACAGAUUCCAGAGCCACAUAGUAAGAUGUACAUCCUGUCCCAGUACAACCAAACCUUUGCUGAAGACAUCAAGCCGCUCAAAAACAAUAAGGAGAUUGUCACUUUGGACAAGUUGAAACCACACACCAACUACACAGUCUGUGUGGUCUCUGCAAGGAAAUCUCAGCGCUACAACCAUACUUGUUUGCCGUUUACCACAAAAGCUAUGGGGCCGGAGGACCAGCGAACUAAUCCAUCCACUACAACCCACUACAUCAUGACCAUCUUGGGAUGUUUGUUUGGCAUGGUCAUUGUGCUGGGAUUUGUCUAUUACUGCCUUAGAAGACGACGCAUCCAGGAAGAAAAAGAAAAGGCUAUAAGUGUGAAGAAGACCAUUUUGGAAAUGAGGUAUGGUCCAGAGGCAGCUGCCGCAGUAGCCAAUGACCCAGGGGCUAUUCAACGCCUGCAAGAGCAAGCUCACCACCAGCAUCGUCAUUUGGGAGGAGCAGGAGGUAAACUACCACCGUCUGCGUCUUCUAGCACUGGGAUGCUCCACGGAUCAACCAACACCAGCUCCUCCCGCCUUUCCACCUUACCCCAAGUGGAAAAGAUGGCCACUGCCUUCUCUGAAGGGAUUGCUGGGAAGGGCAAUUACAUGGAUGUUCGGACAACGGCCAAGGCAGGUGAAGGUAGAGAGGGAGUAGUGACCACUGGAGGGCCAGGAGUGGGAGGGGAAGUGGAAGUGGACAUGCGGAGUGGGGCUGAAAAUGGGACAGAAGGUGGGGAUGAUUCGGAUGAUGACGGUGGUGGCUCAGGAUCAGAGAUAUCCACAAUUGCAAAGGAGGUGGAUAAGGUGAACCAGAUAAUCAACAACUGCAUUGAUGCCCUUAAGCUGGACGCCUCAUCAAAUGCUGUAAAUGCAGCUGACAGUAGUAACUCCAUGUCGUCAUCCCAACCUCCUUGCUUACCAUCCCUACCCCGUAAUCUCCUGCCUCUGUCUCCUGGCCAUGUUGGUGAUCAGAUCAUGGCAUCUUCUCCGAAGGUGCAUCCAAAGUCCCAGCCUCACCCUCAGCUUCAGUCACAUCUUCAGUCACAACUUCAGUCCCAUCCUCAGCCUCAUCCACAGCUACUUCAGCAGCCUCAUCCCCCUUCCAUGGCCCCGGUGCCCUUGGUUAUGCCCUUGUCUGAACGGCCCGGCAUCAGUGGUGGGGGGUUUCUCACCCCUCCCUACCGUGACCCUCCCCCAGCUAAUGCAGCGCGGCCCCUUCAGAGGCAGCUGAGUGCGGACACAGCUGUGGUGAAGAACCGAUGUGGUCCACCCGCUCCAGGAUCGGUCAAGAGCUCCAGAGUCUUCAGUGUGGACGUCCCUGAGCAUCGUGGCGAUCCACCCAAGUACCCAACUGAGAAAAGCAGCCCUAUAGGUUGUGGUGGAGGAGGUGGUAGUGGAGGAGGUGGAGGUAGUGGAAUAGGGGGCUGUAAUGGCAAUGGGAAGGGAAACAUCAAUGGUGGUGGGCUGAGUUUAAACGGAAGCGGAAUGGGGUGUAAGAAUGGAAAUGGAGGUGGAUGUGGGGUUGUGGGGCCUGGACAGCAGCAGCACCACUUGGAGGUUCAACCAGACUACCACAGUUCUGAGCAUCGACACUCCUUUCCUGCCCUCUACUAUGAGGGGGGAAACGAUUCACCCUCACCCGCCCAAAAAGCGUCAUUUCUUAAACCAUUAGGGCGCACCAAGAGGGAUGCCACAGCUGCCUAUUCUCAGCUCUCACCUUCUCGUCACCACAAUUACAACUCUGGAUACUCUUCGAGUCCAGAGUAUUCCUCUGAGAGCACACUGCGCAUCUGGGAGCGAUUCCGACCUUACAAGAAAAGUCCCAGAGAGGAAGCAUCCUAUAUAGCAGCAGGUCACGCCCUGCGCAAAAAGGUGCAGUUUGCCAAGGACGAGGACCUUCACGAUAUUUUGGACUACUGGAAGGGUGUCUCUGCCCAACAAAAGCUGUGAGCAGACGAAUCAAAGUGGAAUUCUCUGUGGGAGAUUCUAAAUGAGCAUCAAGAGUGGACUAUUAAAAGGGAUAUACGUUAAUGUAGCAUGACAGAUAAUGAUGUUUCCUCAUACGUGUCCAGUACCAUGGGUCAUUCAGCUGCUGGAUCCUGAAUUAAAGAGGUAUUCUCUUUGGGUGAUAUUUAAAAUUUAGUAUUUGACAGUUCAUCUACAUUUUAAGUGGUUGUUCCCUAGGUAGGUCUUUUUCACUGAGUGAUAAUUAACAAAAAUCAAGCUGUUCACCAGCCUGCCUCAUACUGGGCACUUUGGUCUUCACAGGCUUCAGAAAACUGCUGUCUCUCUGCUAAUGAGCAAAGUUAAGGCAAUGACAAGCAAGUCUCUUCUUCCUCAUUAUUGACGCACCAGAGUCCAGCUAUCUCACUAAAGCAGCACCAUUCCUGACUUAAGCCAUGCUUCUUUUUUUCCUCUGUUUCUAUUCCACCGCUGUUCAUAAAACAGUCAUUCUGUGGCACCGCUUGCACCUGCUCUGCUACAGAUGCACCAUUUAGGGUGAUAAUGAGUGUGCAGGAUGAGAAAUUAGGUGCAUCAGUAUUAGAACAGCAUGAAUCAUCCUCUUUUGGGAAAGCAUUAAAUGAUACUUAUCAGGCUAAUUGUUCUCCCUGGCAAUUAGCCAGUGUAGGAGAAGGUCAGGGAGCCUCUUUGUUGAGCACGCUUAUUGAUUUGAAACACCCAACUACAUAUGCUCAAUGUUUGGUGGACAUAUAGUUUCUGCAUGCUAGUGUCAGUGACUACAUGUGGGUGGGAGAGUGGGGUUUGGCCUGAGUCAUUCAUUAUUCUCAGACUCUGUAAGAGCAAACUAGACAGCCUACAGGUACAAUAUAUAACAACCCAGUUCAAGAAUGUUCUGUGUCUGUGUGUCUGGUUGAAUAAAUCAGGGUUCUGACCUGGUCGUACAUGUAAAAAAGGAUAAGAAAUGUGUUAAAAAUAUGUCCAGACACCUAUAUCCUAAAAUUCAUUUCCUAUUUGGAUAUCCAUCAUAUUUCUUCAGAUAAGAAAGACAUAUUAGAACAUUUGAUUGAAUACAUUAAACUGCUUCAUGGUGUUAUGUGAUAUGUCAUACAAACUGUAGCCCUGAAGAAUCAAACCAACAAAUCACUCAAUGCUAAAAAACAAUAAAGAUCACAGCAAUUAAAUAAUUAAAUCAAACUGAAACAUUUCUAAAAACCAAAGUGAGUUUCAGAAAUCAAAAUGAUACCGUUCGGUUGAAAUCAUGGACAAAGAUCAUCAUCAAGUCAUCAAUGUCCCAUAGUACCUACUUCUUCCGGUUUCAUUUCUGAAAAUAACUUUUGUUUUCUGAAAUAUUUUUUCUUCUUUAACAGUAACUGGAAAAGGGACUUUUCUACUACAGAACAUCACCAAUUGGAUAAAGACAUUUGUCCAUCAUUUCAACUAAAAGCUAUUAGGCAUAAAGUGAUACUUUGUUUGUUUCAUACUAAUCAUAAAACUUUUAUUAGUAUGCAGAAAAUGAAAAAACUAAAAGGUCAAAACUCAAACAUCACCAUCCAAUCAGUGUUAUCCGAUGGAACCUACCAUUCCCAGUUUCUUAUUGUGUUUCAUUUUUUAACAUUCCAUUUUGAUUUCUGGAAAUUACUUUUGUUGUUCGAAAAUAAUUUUAAUUGUGUUUUGAUUUUUAAAAUGUAAUGUUUUUUUUUUUAAGUUUUUCUUUUUUUUAUUGUUCUUUGUUAUGUUUUUGCAUUGAAUGUUCUCUUGGUCUGAUUUGGACUUUAGGACCACAGGAAAAAACACUCCAUAUUUACGAGUGAUACUCACAUGUAUGUGCAGGUGAAGGUCUUCUAUUCCUGCAUCUCAUUUUGCUUCUGUUACAAAGAUCAGGGUAAGUUCAAGGGUUAGAUGGGUGUGGAUGAUUUACAUUUCAUUGCCCACAAAGUAAAACCCCUUUAGUAUUUUUCUGCUACAUGCUGGAUGAAUACAAACUUCAUAAAUAAUCCCUUCUCUGUCUUGGGUAGUAGCUGGUAGUUUGCUGAUGACCAAAGUGCCCCUCGGAGGUAUGAUAAAGGUUUUCGUCCUUGUUUUGCCUUUCAGUUGAUUUCAAAACAAGAUUUUAUUUUGUGGGUUUCUCUCUCUUUUUUUAAAGUUUUGGCAAAUGUAUUUUCUUUAAAACCAGAAGGAGCAAGGCUUGGUGCAACUAAAGAGCACUGUAAAAAGGCUUACAAUUAAAUGUAUAUAAUUAAUUGUACAAAUCUUAAGUGAAUACACAUAAUUAUCCUCAUCAGUAAUCUUUGUGAUUGAUGGCACAGCCAAAUUAUUCCUUUCAGCUGACCUUUCUUAUCUCAGUUGCAUCCCAUUUUGACUAUUAUCAUUCUGACCUCUUGCUCUUUGCGCAGUGGGUUCAGUUCUUUGAAAACGUCUAAUGAAUUCCUUCCCCCUUCACGACUCGUCCCUUCCCCCACACCUCUGUUCAACUUAAUGAGCUAAAUUAAUAACUUAUUUGCAGAGGUUGAUGUCGUACCACCAUCCGAGGUCAGAGGAGCGAGCUGAAAUGAUUAACUUCACCAGACCAGCAGCCUUAUUGAAAUUAAUGACAGCUGCCCUCCUUUUGGCAGACGCCGCUUUUUUUCUCUUUUUUUUUUCGUGCGCCACUCAUCAGAUUUCCAACUAUGUUCCACCCACUCCAUUUUCUCUACAUCCAGCAGGCAGCACAGGUCUUUAGGCAAAUUCUCUGAAUAACGGAGGGCAGUUUCACACUUCUCCAUGACUGCAGUGUUAGACUGACUGGGUCAGGGAUCUAACCUCUCAUCGUUAUUCAAACUUUUUAAAAAGAGUAAUUUGGUCACAAUUGGACAAUCUUUCACACCUGCAAGGAAUACAUGUUUUACUUGAUUUUUGCUCAUUUUUAGAUCAAGGUGUAAAUUAACCUUGUUGCUCAAGGUGUAAAUUUAGUGCAGAAAAUGUGUGGAGAGUUAUGCUCUGCUAAGGACGUAAAAGUUUCAACUUAAUUACAUUUCCAAAAGUAGAACAUGAAUUAGUUGUGCCUACACUCUUAUUUUCAGAUUAGUUUAAAGCUUUGCCUAUAUCCAAUUUGUGCCCAUAGGCAUAGGCUCCCACGUUAUCUUGCAACUUUAUUUAGGUGAAUAGGGUUCCAAUAAAAUUUAUUUAAGCACUAAGUUGGAUGAUCUGAAUUUAUUAUAUAUACUGUUUUAUUCUUCAACCUUUUAAUGUGUGUGACGUUCAAUGAACCACCAAUCAAUUGGUUCCAAAUUAGUACCAAAGGCUAAAAAGAGGGAAAAGGGUUUCAGAAAAAUAAAGAACAAAAUGAAUAAAGGUGAAUAUUAUAGUGCUUCGGGUAAGAUUGGUCAUCUUUUUUUCUAUUUUUUUAUUUGUUUGUCUUAUCUUAUGCAUCAACCCUUUUUUUAACCCUUUAACACCUGAGAUGUCACCGGUGACUCACACACAAAAUCUUUAACAUACUGUAACUUUUCAACUGUCAACACGAUCAAGGUAAGUCCAGGAGAUUUUGAAGGAGAAAACCGAUGCAAAAUCUACUGGGAUUGUCGUGUUAACGGUUGAAAAGUUACAGUAAGUCAAGGAACAUAAACCUUGGAGCUCCGGUGUCAAAGGGUGAACUAUGUUGUGGUCAUUGUCCAUGUAUGUAUUACUUUUCCCCCAAAAUACUGUUGGCUUGUGUUCAAAUGCAGCUGUUUGUAAUAGAAAACAUUUAGAUUUUGACAGUAAUAUCCAAGUCUUGCUCCUAUGUACAUGUUUUAUUUAUUGAUUUAUUAGUAAGUGAAGUGUGUAUGACCUCGAUGAUGAAGUUCCACUAAAUAAGACACAGAUUUUUGAUAAAUUUAGGAUUGCAGAUGGUGAAAGUCAUCUGUGUUGCUUUUUUUU